ACGCGACGAUUUUUUAUUCGCAUUCUGUGAUCAAACUUCGACCACGAGGGAGUGAAGUAGCCGCCAUUUGCAGAAAGAGUUUAGUGCAGCGCAAGUCACAUCAAAAUGCCGCCUAAACGUCGCGUAAAACUACCACAAAGUGACACAGAAAAACUGCAACGCGAAGGUGCCAAUGCGAAGAACGUUGGUUAUCUCAAGGAAAAGUUGGCGCAGAUCCAGAGCCAACUAAAGGAAGAGGAAGGGCGUGCGGGAACCAGUGCUGAUAACAGCCUUUCCGACGAGGACGCGAUGGAAAACGGAAUUCCUACCGAUGAUGAGCUUGUCCGCCCACCGUCACCGGCCAGAAGUGAUGGACUUGAAGGACAAGAUCUGGAUGAGAAUGGUGAGGAGUCAUCUCAGGAACGUUCUGUUUUAAUGGAUGAUCUCGAAGAAGUCAACUCUGCUCAAGACAUCAACUCAGAGGAGCGUUCAUUUGCGGAUGAAAGCAGCAGUUCCCGAGACAUUUUUGAAGAUUCUCCACGUGCUGCCAUCCCACCAUCAAAUCAGCUCAACAAGGAUGCUCCCGAACCAGAGGGCGAACGAAUCGAAGAAGUUGUUCCGAAAGCGGAAUAUGACAAGCUUUUUCAAAAGCUGUCGAAAAAACGUGUGGAAUACCUAAAUCUCCGGAAGAGGUUCCAGAAAUUGGAGAUCCAGUACACCGAGCUGAAAGAGGUUUGCAGCGACCAAGCCAAGGAGAACUACAAACUCAGAAACGAUGGAGAAGAAGUCGAGCUCUUUGCUGCUGAGGACGGGAUUCAACUAACAUCGGUGCAGAUUAAGGAUAUCUCGCUUGCGUCCAAAAAUCCAUUCGUUUUCGCGCAAAACCUGGCGGUGGCAAUAUUUGGACCGCAAACAUUACGUCAGAUGUCAGUAACUGGACGAGCUUGGACCCAAUCGAGCGACAAAAUCGCCAAACCAAAGAUACCAGAAAACGUGCUGACCUUUAUCUACAGUAAAGUUCUCGAGCGUGUUAUGUUCGAAAAGGGUCCGAACAAGUCCGCAGUUCUGGCAUCGGCGAAGCCGGCACAGAUAAAUCGAGCCUUAGCGGAAAAAAUCAGUAAUCUGAGAAAGGCACACCGCUUGCGUCUGGCGAAUGAGCGGGCGGCGUGCGCUCCAUAUCUACCUCCAGCACAGAGCUCAGACGAUGAAGAGCCUGGACCAGCCCUCCCAGGAAAGCUGCCCAAAGCAUCGGCUGGCCGGUCAGAGAAAAAAAGCGACACGCAAUCGGGAGCAACCGGGAUCAAAGAGAAGCCGUCGCAGAACCAACCAGAUGACCAGUUCGUGGCACCAGCAGGCCUUGGAAAGACGGCCAGGACUGACUCCAUGCUGCAUCGCAAAUCGCUGGCACAAACGCAGCCUGUUUCCGAUCGAUUGGUGCCAACUAAGAACAGAUCUAUGUUGGAGACCAUGUCGUCUGGGCAAUUAUCGCAGCCAGUAGGACGUCCAUUUGAUACCAAGGAGGUAUCACAAAAAUCGGAGCUCGGCAAGGUGGAUGAGAACCGAAAGUCCAGCAGCCAUAUCCAGCCGCAGCGACUCCAACCGGAGGUAGCGAACCGAUCGCUGCAUUCCCGCGUCGAGAACAAUCGCGCCCCACAGAAGAAGAACAGCGACUCGCAGAAGAUCAGCGACUCGCAGAAGAAGAUCAGUGACUCGCAGAAGAAGAUCAUCUACUCGCAGAAGAUUAGCGACUCGCAGAAGAAGAUCAUCUACUCGCAGAAGAAGAUCAUCUGCUCGCAGAAGUAGAUCAGCGACUAACAUAAGAAGACCAUCUGAAGAGUCAUCGAACCGCCAUGAACUGCGUUUUUUUUGUUUUCUGUGAACAAAACUUGUUAUCAAUCUAUUAUUUCUAAACGUUAAGUUUGAGCUUUUAAGCGAAUUAACCUACAUUGAAAUCUUGCUUAAUCUACAUUCGAAUCAAUGUAAUUCAAUCGUUUUAAUAUCAGUAAUAUCUGCUGUUAUCGUAUCGCAACGUAUCGUUCUAACCGUUAUAAAGACAAUAAAAACACAUUAAAAUCUGA
This is a messenger RNA of Culex pipiens pallens (northern house mosquito), 2057 nucleotides long. RefSeq lists its product as uncharacterized. The record is from RefSeq and is a predicted model, not a curated record. The transcript is spliced from 5 exons. Gene Ontology annotation, molecular function: DNA binding. Lineage: Eukaryota; Metazoa; Arthropoda; Insecta; Diptera; Culicidae. The coding region runs from base 106 to 1782 and encodes 558 amino acids.